CUACAAUGAACCCAUUCGAAGGUCAAGUUCCUGGAGGUGUACUGAAGACGGUAGUAGAUGAACAUCAAUUUAUGGACGAAUUCAUUCAACUGUUGAAGCGACGUAAUCGAGAUCUGGCUGCACUAUGCGACACUUUCAAUCCCAAUUGGGAGGAUUCCGCCAUCUACCCUCUGGUCUUCCCAAUACUCGCCUUUUUCAAAAACGGAAUAUCAGAGAUAACCACGCGCGACACAACUUGUGAAUCUAUUAAGGCUAUCUUGGACGAGAUUCCUACUGGCGACUCACCAGAUAAGCUUGAAGAGGGAGGAUCGAUGCUAGGGGAGUAUCAAAAGCUGAUCGACGCCAGCGAACGGGUCAAGGAGUGCAAAGAGAUAGCAAGUUCAAGAGAUUCGGUCGCGGUGUUGCACGAAUGGCUGAAUAAUGAGGCUCCAAAAAGCAAAGGCGGAGACAAAGAUAAUUUCACUACUAUUAGGGGGUGGAGUCGAGGGGAGAUAGCUGGAUUUAUACUACCUGAAUCUGCGCGCAAGGUAUUAGAUUGGCAUAGUAAGAUUCUACCGGUAAUGAUGACAAUCAUCAUCAGCGGAGAUACACUAAGGCUUGACCUACAGGACGUGCUAGAAAGGCAUCAGACUCGAAGUGAAAACAUAAAAGCGGCCCUGCAAAAGAUCGGAAAUUCAUACAGUGAACAAUCGAAUUGGAUAGUAAAACACGUAUCGGGGGCAAAGGAUAGAUUGAACGCCUUCUCAUCAGUCGACUGGAUCGCUCCGAAACAUGAAGGUCAAAGUCUGGAAUCUAAUCACGAGCUCAUGCAAAUCGCUAGCUAUGUGAACAGUGUUACAGGAGAGUCAAGUUCGGUGGUAGUAUACGGGUUGAAGUUGGAGCAAGUAGAAUUCAUGGAUGUUCUUAGGAUGAAGAUCGAAACACUUUCGGUG
Molecule: messenger RNA, 932 nt
Organism: Acaulospora colombiana
Lineage: Eukaryota; Fungi; Glomeromycota; Glomeromycetes; Diversisporales; Acaulosporaceae
Source: the annotation of a GenBank genome assembly